Messenger RNA from Leptidea sinapis, 1696 nucleotides. It is a transcript of the gene Prp31, whose product is annotated as U4/U6 small nuclear ribonucleoprotein Prp31. The record is from RefSeq and is a predicted model, not a curated record. Lineage: Eukaryota; Metazoa; Arthropoda; Insecta; Lepidoptera; Pieridae. Gene Ontology annotation, biological process: spliceosomal tri-snRNP complex assembly; mRNA splicing, via spliceosome. Gene Ontology annotation, cellular component: precatalytic spliceosome; U4 snRNP; U4/U6 x U5 tri-snRNP complex. The transcript is spliced from 9 exons. Bases 145 to 1635 code for a protein of 496 amino acids.
AAUAUUUUAAAAGCUAUUUAUAUUAAAGAAAUACAUAAUAUUAUCUAAUAUAUAAAAAUAGAUAUACUAAUUUAACUAUUUUCACUGUAUUAUAUGCUGCCACUUAAAGAAAGAAAUACAUAAACUCUAAAAACUGCAUCUAAAAUGUCUUUAGCUGAUGAGUUGCUUGCUGACUUGGAGGAGAAUGAUGAUGUUGAACUAGAAGAUGCUAUUGAAAGUACAACUGAUGUUAAUCCUGAAUUCACAGUACCUUUUCCUGUGGUCCCUAAAGAAGAAGAGAUUAAAAAUGUUUCUAUUAGGGAAUUAGCAAAACUAAGACAUUCUGAUAGAUUAAAAAGAGUAAUCACUGAAAUUGAAAAAAAUUUUGGUAAUGACCGUAAGAAAAUGGAAGUGACUGGAUUAAUGGAAUCAGACCCUGAAUAUCAAUUAAUUGUUGAGGCCAAUAAUAUUGCUGUUGAGAUUGAUGGAGAGAUAGCAAUUAUUCACAGAUUUGUCCGUGAUAAAUAUCAAAAGCGUUUCCCUGAGCUAGAAUCGUUGAUAAUAACACCACUGGAAUAUAUCCACACAGUGAAAGAACUUGGCAAUGAUCUGGACAGGGCUAAGAGCAAUGAGAUACUACAGAGUUUUCUGACACAGGCAACCAUCAUGAUUGUCUCAGUGACUGCAUCAACUACACAAGGAAAGUUGUUAUCAGAAGAUGAAUUGGAAGAGGUAAUUGAAGCAUGUGAUAUGGCUUCAGAGUUGAAUAAUUAUAAGCUGCAAAUAUAUGAGUAUGUGGAGAGCCGGAUGACAUUUAUUGCACCAAAUAUAACAGCAAUAGUUGGUGCAUCAACUGCAGCCAAAAUUCUUGGUGUGGCCGGUGGUUUGUCUAAAUUAUCAAAGAUGCCAGCUUGUAAUGUACUACCCCUUGGCCAACAGAAGAAGACACUCUCGGGAUUUUCUCAAGCAGCAUCAUUACCACACACCGGCUUCAUUUACUUUUCUGAAAUUGUACAAGAUGCAACUCCAGAGUUAAGGUUCAAGGCAGCAAAACUAGUAUCAACGAAGCUAACACUUGCUGCAAGAGUUGAUGCGUGCCAUGAAAGUACAGAUGGACGAAUUGGUAAACAACUUCGUGAUAGUAUUGAGAAGAAGCUUGACAAAUUACAGGAACCGCCGCCAGUGAAGUUUGUGAAGCCACUCCCGAAACCCAUCGAGCAGAGCAGGAAGAAGCGAGGUGGCAAGCGUGUCAGGAAGAUGAAGGAGCGAUAUGCUAUGACUGAGUUUCGCAAGAACGCUAACAGGCUUAACUUCGCCGACAUUGAGGAUGACGCGUACCAAGAAGAUCUGGGCUACACGCGAGGCACCAUUGGCAAGUCCAGCACGGGCCGCGUCCGGCUGCCGCAGGUCGACGAGAAGACCAAAGUGAGGAUCAGCAAGACGCUGCAGAAGAAUCUCCAGAAGCAGCAGCAGUAUGGUGGCGCCACCAGCGUGCGGCGGCAGGUGGCUGGCACCGCGUCCUCGGUGGCCUUCACACCGCUACAGGGUCUCGAGAUAGUGAACCCUCAAGCAGCGGAAACUAAAGUGAACGAAGCAAACGCCAAAUAUUUUUCAAACACGUCCGGAUUCCUGUCAGUCGGGAAAAAAACAACUUGAAAUGGUGACAGUCGACUGAUGACGUUUAUUUGUGUAACAAUAUAAUAUUAUGAUUUAUGAA